AUGAAGACCUUCAUGCCCCUUAUUUCCCUUUUCAUGGUCAUAGGGAUGACCUCUGCCGCUCCCACCUCAAAGGUCGCCGCUGAACACGAUGUCUCCCCGGAAAGCGCCCACUCAUUCAACAUUAACGCCUACAGUCCUCCCCCUCCCGAUCGCAAGGUCGAUGAUGCCUUGCACCGCAGGGAGGAGGUUACUCCGGAAGGUGCAAAUCUUUUCAUCAUUCAUUCUUAUGGUGAUCGGCCAUCAGAACACAAAGUCGAUAAUACGGUAGAGCAACAAAACGAGGACAAUGUUGACGGCGCUCGUAUCUUCAAUGCUAUCGAGGCCUAUACUCCCUGA
This is a messenger RNA of Aspergillus caelatus, 336 nucleotides long. RefSeq lists its product as uncharacterized. The record is from RefSeq and is a predicted model, not a curated record. NCBI's taxonomy places the organism in Eukaryota, Fungi, Ascomycota, Eurotiomycetes, Eurotiales, Aspergillaceae. The transcript is spliced from 2 exons. The coding region runs from base 1 to 336 and encodes 111 amino acids.